AUGAACAAUUCGUUCAUCAGGGGGACUCAGAGAGCAGCGGCCCACUCGUCAAAUGCACUGGUACAGUUUGAACGUUUGGGAGCGGCUGGGGGCCCAGCAGCCAGACACACGCCCGGACAGCACUUUAUCCACCGCAAGUGGGGCUACAGAGGCGUCGUUCUCAAAAGUAUGCCCGCCGAGAGGCACAAGAGUAAGGAUAAGCUUCCUGACGUAACGAAGAACUGUCACGUGAAUCUCGUGCUAGUCGAUGAGCUCGACGCCACGGGCAAGUAUCCCUCUCUCGCUCUGGCAAAUCUGAAGGUAUUCAAUAAUGGAAACCUAGAGCCAGCAUCGUCGGUACUUCAGCACAAACAUCUCUCCGGUGGCAUCAGCUGCUUCGAUCUCGUCGAGAGCGAAGACAUCGUCCCUUACCGCCGCCCGCCAAAGACCAUUUCCAACUCGUCGCUAGAAAACUUCUUCAACACGUACAAUGUAGACGCUGGAUUGAGCAUGAUUCAGAAGAACGAAUCUGCUCAGGUGGUUCUCGGCUCCACCGGUGGAAUAGACAUGAUCGAACACGCUCUCAACGAAAACGUUCGUGUCAUCACCAACACUGCAGAACUGCCCGCUUUGAAUAUCUCGGCGAAAGUGACUCUGACGGCGAUGUGUCUCAAGAAAAACCCGACCGGAACAACAAACUGGAUUAUAACAGUGGACUUGGAAGACACGGACUCGACGAUAGAGGGGGCGCUCAUCGAGCUGACUGUAAUUGAAGAAAGUGAAAAUACGAUAAGAUAUCGAGCGGAGCCGCAUGAACAGGGAGUGGACUCGAUUCACUACGCGCGAACGAUCAAGCUCCGACACCAAUCGCAAGUCGCUUUUGUCAGCGCAAAGGUCACCUACCGCAGGAGCGACUUCAGCCAGGAAAUUCGAAUGAAGUCUGCAACUGCCGUCCUUGUCGGGCGGCGAAAUCUUACUCAAGAAAGCGUGUGA
Oikopleura dioica is the source of this 972-nucleotide messenger RNA. The record is from the annotation of a GenBank genome assembly. NCBI's taxonomy places the organism in Eukaryota, Metazoa, Chordata, Appendicularia, Copelata, Oikopleuridae.